This is a messenger RNA of Erythranthe guttata (spotted monkey flower), 566 nucleotides long. Lineage: Eukaryota; Viridiplantae; Streptophyta; Magnoliopsida; Lamiales; Phrymaceae. The record is from RefSeq and is a predicted model, not a curated record.
UCUCUUCCCCUCUCUCUUCUCUCCAUGUCUCUCUCUUCUGCCGCUUUUAUAUUUCAUAUUCCGCGAUUAUCUACCUAACACGCGAAGGAUCUGGUGACGGCGUCUUUAUCGAAGAUGGAAGAUGAUAUUUGUAGAAUUGAAACGGAUGAAGACAUAGUUGCUUCCGAUGAAGGUGAAAACGUCUUUAUCGAGUCGGCGUUCGCCUACAAUACCCUGCCACAGGCGAUAAUUUCUCCAGAGCUUCAAUUGCACUUUAUGUUGCCGACGAGGGAGAAACCUCUGGUUCCUCUAGAUUCGGUCACCGGAAGCCAAACAAAAGCAAUUCGAAAGGUCUUGGUGUUCGAACAACUUCCAUGCAAUAAGUUUUUUGCCGAGAGGACAUGGUGUUCGUUACUUCAAAACAGUUCUUUUGCAAUCGAUAGAUUGGAAUUGUUGUCAUGUUCAAAUGUAGGAUUUGAAGCUAUAAAUAUAAACUACACUAUAUAUGACUAUACUCAUAUAGUCACAUGUGGUCAUCUACUGUAGUCGUAUAUAGUCACAUGGUCAUAUACUGUAGUCAUAUAUAG